AUGACUCAACUUGCAGGCAAGGACGUCGGCCCUAUUGGGCUAGGCCUCAUGGGCUUUACCUGGCGAGCUAAGCCGUGCUCCCAGGAGCAGGCAUUCGAGGCUAUGCAUACCGCACUCCAGCAUGGAAACAACCUUUGGAAUGGUGCAGAAUUUUACGGGACGCCCGAGUACAACAGUCUUGUACUUGUUGAGCAAUACCUAAACAUGUACCCAGAAGAUGCGAACAAGAUUGUCCUUAUUGUCAAAGGCGGUACAGACAUUGCUACCCAUGGAUUUGUUGUUGAUGGUUCACCAGAAAAUACACGCCGGUCAAUUAAUGCCAGUCUUGCUCAACUUAAAGGUUGUAAGAAACUGGAUAUUUUUGCUUACGGCCGCCGAGAUCCAAACAUACCUAUGUCUAUGACCUUUGGCGUUAUUAAUAAAGAGUAUGUCCAGACCGGCAAAAUUGGUGGUAUUUCUCUAUCUGAAGUACGUGCAGAAACAAUUCACGAAGCUGUCAAGCAUACCAAGGUUCUCGCCGUUGAAGCCGAGCUAUCCCUCUUCUCCACAGAUAUCCUGGAGAAUGGUGUUGCCGCGGCGUGCGCACAAUACGGUAUCCCAAUCAUUGCAUACUCGCCUAUUGGCAGAGGAAUGUUAACGGGCCAGAUUAAAAAGAUUGAGGAUAUCCCGGAAGACUCCGUCCUACGACACUUUCCGCGCUUCCAGCCGGGGAACUUUGAAAUCAACCUACAGCUUGUACAACAGGUUGAGAAGAUGGCUCAGAAGAAGGGCUGUACCCCAGCUCAGCUCGCUAUUAAUUGGACGAGGAUGAUUGCAAAGCGUCCAGACAUGCCUACUAUUAUCCCUACUCCGGGUGCCACAACAGCAGAGCGUACUAAAGAAAAUGCUACGUUGAUUGAUCUUACAGAUGAAGAAAUGGCUGAGAUUGAUGCUACUUUGGCUCGGUUUACCACUGCCGGUGAUCGCUAUCCCUCUAUCUUCGCAUCUAAUACUUAA
Messenger RNA from Nannizzia gypsea CBS 118893, 996 nucleotides. RefSeq names its product pyridoxal reductase. Gene Ontology annotation, cellular component: cytoplasm. The transcript has 3 exons. Bases 1 to 996 code for a protein of 331 amino acids. NCBI's taxonomy places the organism in Eukaryota, Fungi, Ascomycota, Eurotiomycetes, Onygenales, Arthrodermataceae. The record is from RefSeq and is a predicted model, not a curated record.